UUAAAAUUUCACACCUAUCAUGUCGAAGCUACAGACCACUUAUGUGGAGGCCAGAUUUGUAGUAUCCUUCCAAUUUUCCAGGUGCUGAAAUACGUGACAUAUUUUUUGAAGGGUAAGAUCGCAUUCUACCAAAUCACACAACACUUUUUUCUAUGAUUGACAGUUCAUUGCAGAUAAAGCAAAAUGCAGUUUUAAACAGUUUGUUUGGGUGUAGUGUAAAUAUAAAUCUGAAAUUGGUACAUAAAUAAAAUUGAUUACCAUGGAAGUAAAACAAGAAACGAGUGAGAAAACUUGUAAAAUAGAAAUAGAUAAUAAUGAGACAUGUGUUGAUUCUUUGGAUGCCUUUAAAAUUGAAAUUAAAGAAGAACCCAAGAAAGAAAGUGCAUAUGACGCGUUUGUUUAUUUAGAUGUAAACACUAAAGUGGAACAAGAACAAGAUGAAUAUAAAUUUACCCCAUUUGAAGAAAACCAAACAACAAAUAAUGAAGAAAAUUGUCACCAAGUGGAAAAUAAAAUGGAAAUUAUGGAAACGUUACAUUCAUCUCAUAAAGAAAAAUGUACAGGUCAACACGCAGAAGGAAAAAUAUCAAAUACAAUUAUGGAAGUUUGGACUGGGCAAAGAUCUUACAAGUGUGAAAUUUGUUUUAAGCAGUUUACCCAAGCAGGUCAUUUAAAAGUACAUUUGAGAAUUCACACUGGAGAAAAACCUCACAAGUGUGAAAUUUGUUUUAAACAGUUUAGUCGAGCAUACGUUUUGAAAACUCAUUUGAAAGUGCACACUGGAGAAGCGCCCUACAAAUGUGAAAUUUGUCUUAAACAGUUCAUUUAUAAAAAUACUUUGGAUGGACAUAUGAAAGUUCACACGGGAGAAGCGCCAUACAAAUGUGAAAUUUGUCUUAAACAGUUCAUUUAUAAAAGUACUUUGGAUGGACAUAUGAAAGUUCACACGGGAGAAUCGUCUUUCAAAUGUGAAAUUUGUUUUAAACAGUUUAGCCUAAAAGGUAAUUUGAACAUACAUCUGAAACGCCACACUGGAGAAAAGCCUUACAAGUGUGACAUUUGUUUUAAGCUGUUUACUACAAAAGAUAAUUUGAAAAUACAUUUGAGAGUGCAUACUAGGGAAACACCUUACAAGUGUGAAAUUUGUUUUAAGCAGUUUUCUCAGAGAGGUUAUUUAAAUAUUCAUUUGAGAGUGCACACUGGGGAAAAACCUCACAAGUGUGAAAUUUGUUUUAAACAGUUUAGUGAAGCAGGUCAUUUGAAUAGACAUUUGAGAAUACACACUGGAGAAAAACCUCACAAGUGUGAAAUUUGUUUUAAACAGUUUAGUAUAGCACAUAAUUUGAAAAGACAUUUGAGAGUACAUACUGGAGAAGAACUUCACAAGUGUGAAAUUUGUUUUAGACAGUUUAGUGAAGCAUGUAGUUUAAAAACACAUUUGAGAGUGCACACUGGAGAAACCCCAUCUUCUUCAUCCUUUCAGAACUAGUUCAGAUAAAUAAGGUUUUUGUCGGGACACUUGACCAGUCAGGUUGCAAAUGGGUUUUUGGGUACUAUAUACCUAAUAAAUUAUAAAUACAAAAAUGCCUGUCACAGUUCGAACGAAAAUGGCAGCUAAUCUGGAAAGCUCAACGUAGGUGGCGCUCGUGUAGUUGGAGGUCAUGUUAACUUACGUCAAUACUUCAAAUCAAUAUAUUUCCAAGUAAAUAUUGCAUAUUUGUUUCGCUGUGUGAAUUAAACUUGAGAAAAUAAAAUCCCUCAAUGUUGUGCUGUGUAUUUGUGCUCAUCGAGAACAUCAGGACACAGGUUUCCCAAAGAUAUUCUGAUGAGAAAAAAGUGGAUUGUAGCAAUAAGAAGGAAUAAAUAUGUGCCGAGAAUAAAUGCACGUAUCUGCAAUAAACAUUUUGUUGAAACAGAUUAUGUAUUGCCCCCAGAUUCGACUGUAAAAAAUAGAAUACUUCACUAUAAAAUUCAGAUCAAAAUUUAUACGCACGGAUUAAGAUAUGCAAUUUUAUAUACAUUCACACUGUUGCCACAUCUACAAUCACUUUUUAUGGAGUGAACAUGUAAAAAAAUUUAUAUUUGAAGUAAUAAUAUAGAAAAAUGUGAAAUACUAAUUUUAAAUAUUUCUCAAGUUCUCAAUAUUUUUUAGUGACUACCUAAAACAUAACCUGACCAAACCUAACCCUAAUUUUUUCUAAUUUCACCUUAAAUUUAAGGUCGCCUUUCACGUAGACAAACACCCAAAUAAUUAUACUUAAUGAAAUUAACACAUUCUCUAUUUCCAUAAGGAAUUAUAAUUUUUUUUUUUUAAUAAGACAACAUUGCAGAAUCAACUGCGCUCAACCCAUGCUUAAACCAAAUUUACACCAAAUGCGCAACUGCCAUGGCGGCCAUAUUUUGAAAAUAUCACAUUUUUAAAUAAGAUAAACACAAAAAUUAAUGCUGAGCGCACUUAAUUGUGAAUUUUAAAUUGAUAAAAAAAGUAAGGCAGAUCGCACAUAUCAUACUUAUUAUACACAGUUGUCAGACUCGUGUGGGGAGUGAAUCAAUACCAAAUAAAUACCCUCUGAGCUAUAGAAAUAAAACAUUAAGACGAUGAUUAAAUAUAGUUUAUCAAUCGAUAAGUGCUUCCUUUUUCCAGUAACUCUCGCAUCCCUUCUCAAUUCGUUUUUUCAACGCACAAACAGUCUCCAAGAUCCGUAUAUUUCGGCCAUAAUUUAUUAUUUAUUAAAUCAUAAUCAAAAACACCAUAUACAAACUUCACGAAUAGUCAAAACUUUGACCUCCAACUACACUAGCGCCGCCAGGCGGGAGCAACGGCGUACAUAGGUGCCAUUUUAGUUAUUAACAAAUAAGUGUCAAAAAUAGCAGUUUUUUCAUUUAAAUCGCUACAGGUAAAAAUAGGGUAAUUAACCUUUAAACCUUACCCAUAUUUAAAAUUACACAUACACUGAUCUGGGGUACACUAGUACCCCAUUAAAAAAUAAGUCAAAAAGUAAUGUUUGAAUAAAUUUAUUAAAAACAACUUUUUAACACAAAUAUAACUAACGAAUUUUAAUAACGCUGUGAACAUUAUUGUUUCUCAUAACAUCCUGGACACACUUUAAUUUGAUGUUCUGCACAGAUGAAUUUUUUCCACACAUUGCACCUCGUUCCGCUCUUACGGUCUCGGGAUCGCACACAGAAUCUGCAUCUGGCUGAAUUUACAUGAGUUUCUUCUUGAAUUUCAUUAGGUCCACUUUCCUUCAAAAUCUCCGGAUAUCUUCCGGAAGAUAUGCUGGUAAAGUUGACCAAGCCAAGUAUUACUGUACCCCAAUACCUCUAUGUAGCGUUGCGUAUCGGGAGCAACUGAACGAAACAUACACUAUACCGAGCUUGUCGGCGCUGAAUCUUUAAAAUUCCAAGAAUCAUACUAAAAUUAAUUUUGCUUGGGGUACUCCAGUACCCCGGGUAGGGUUUAAAAGUAAUAGUACAUUGUUUACCGGGUAGGAAAAGCUUAACGUUCCUGGACGACUGUGAAGAUUGCUAAGUCGAGGCGCAAGCCGAGACUUAGCAACACAGAGUCCAGGAAUGUGGCUUUUCCUACGAGGUAAACAUACUAUUUUUCCGCAAAUCGUUUAAAAUUCGACAGAUAUUGAUUGAUUUAAAAAAAACGCGAUAAUUUUAUUCCCAAAUAAAUGGUGCUUUGAAAUUCCUAAUAAAAUUACUUGGGUUACUAUGGAAACGUAUUGAGGUUGAAUUGUCAAUGACUUGAUGUUUUCAAAAUAUAAAUUAAUUCCUUUUAAGCAAUGUGUUUUCUAUCAUUUAUGUAGAACACUAACAACUGUACGGAAAUAUCAUUUCCUUACAGUAAGGAAAUGACAUUUCCUUACAGUAAGGAAGUCCUGACUUUUUCUUCAAGAAAUUUUGACAGGAAUGUCAAAAUUUCCUGGCGAUUUGCGGAAAAAUAUCUUAUUUAGAGUAUUUAUCUUUUAGUAGAUGAGCAAAGGUUUAAAAUGGCAGUUUUUGAAUUUUGGUACGAUCAUUUGUUACUUUGCUAAUUGCAAAAUAAGACUAGAAUUUCGAAAAUAAAAAAUUUGCUAUAACUUUUGCGAAAAUGAACUUUGAAGUCUUUGAUAUUGCACAAAAAGUUGAUUCAACCAGUACAUAAUAUAAUGCAUAAACAAUUUCAAGAUGAUUCGUCAAUUACUUAAAAUUUUAUUCAAUUUGUUUAUACCAAAGAGCUUUUUUGCAAUGGUAGGGUAAAUGCGGGUAAUAGCGGACGCUUAAGGUAUUUUACCUAUAAAAAUAUCAAUUAUUACUUCAUAGUAUUUAAAACAUGUGCAAAUUAAAUGAUAAAGACUACUUAUUGAUACUUUAUUUAAAAAGCAGCAUAAACAACGAUACAACUAAUGUAAUAAACAUUAAAAAAUAGAGUUGUGUCCGGUUUUAGCCAUGCUUGUCGGGUAAUGGCGCCAGAGGGCCGCUAUUAGCCGUUUCCCAAUUUUAUUGGCAAAAGUCACACACAAAUAUUUUUUUGUGCAUCAGUACAUGCUUUAUGAGCCCAAAGUGUACAUAAUGUGCAUCUCAUCCAUACCUCGUUUUUUCCAAAUUCUCCUCAGACUAAGCAAAUAUCUUCAUUAAUAUCUUUGUCUUCUUCACUGUCCCAAAAAAUUUUUUGCUGAUCAGUUUCGCCCGCAUAGUUUACCUUUGUUUCUCUUAGAUUUUUCUUGCUUCUCGGAUUGCUUUUCUUCCACAAUUCUCCUUUUCGCAAUAAUUCGCUUUGAAGAGUCAACUUUUUUAGACAUUUUUCUUCUAGUUCUGCUUUAAAUGGUGUUGAAGUAAAAAUUUUAGAGUGUUGUCUUUUGCUGUUUCGAGUCUUCUAUUUUGUUUCCGAUGCACAAGGCAAUGCUGAUAUUUAUACAUAACUGGUUACUACAGCAUCGUUUUCUGUCUUAUUUACUUCAGCUGACGCUUUGUUCUCAUUCUUAGUUGAAGUCAAAGGAAUGGGAGAUUUCUCAGUUGUUGAACGGCAUUUGACUUCAGUUGAUGAUUUUUCAGAAGUUGUUUCAUUCUCCUUUUGAACACGUGUAAUAUUUAAAUUAUUUUCGGUCUCUUCACUGGUCUGCUAUCAUUCAGAGUCGCUGCAGGUAAGAAAAGGGGUCAGUCCGCAAUUACCCGCUUGUCCGCCAUUAACCAAAAUCAUGUGUCCGGUAUUAGCCGAAAUGCAUGUUCAAAAAUAUUAGGUUAUAACGGCGAUCUCAUAAGGAAUUAAUGAAAAUAAUUAUGUUCAAAUGCUCACUAAAGAAUCAUAUUCAAAUACCUGCACUGGAGAGACAAAUAUUGCAAUAUUUAAAAAUAUUUACCUACCUUUAAAAAACAGUUUGUUGUAAUGCAUACUCAAGAAAUCACUUUUCGUUUGAGAAAUUUACAAGCGUAGCACUACUGUAUUGCUACACUUAGCGCGACAAAGUAAAUAUUAGAGAUUUAGUCUGGCCACAGACUCUGGCCAAAAUAUAAUGUGUCCGGAUUUAGCCGCGUGUCUGCCAUUACCCGACUUUACCCUAUUAUUCAGACAAUUAUAAUGAUACAGCAAUUCUGUGGAAACCACAUGAAAGAAGAAUACUUAUAUUUUCAAAGUAUUUAAAAAAAAUCAAUAAAAAGUCAUUUUUGGCUUAUAAACAAUUGAAUAGCUUUGUUAAUAUCGACUGUAGAGUAAAUCUACUUUGGGAUUUCAAAAGCUGGUAUUUUUACACGAAUUUAAAAAAAAGAACUUUUUGCCUAGGUUAAUUACGGUCAAAGUUAUCCGCUUUUAUUAUUUAAUUCACAGUUACUUCUAUAUACAGAAAAUUCUUCCGUAACAGCGUUAGUUACCAUACUCCUCCGAAACGGUUUGACCGAUUUUUAUAAAAUUUUACACAUAUCCUCUAGGACUGAGAAUAGGUUGUAAUCUAUUUUUCAUACCCAUAAGUUAUGAUAGGGGGUUGCCCCCUGACUUUUAUUUUUUUGGACAAAAUUGUCUACUUUAAUUUUAUAUGAUGUAGAAUUAAAAAAUACGUACAACCCUUAAUUUUCACUCUUCUAUCACCAACCCCUCUUCUAUUACCCAAGCAAAUCGUUUAAAAGCAUAUUUGAGAGUACACACUGGAGAAGAACUUCACAAGUGUGAAAUUUGUUUUAAGCAAUUUAACCAAUAACAAAGUUUAAAAAAACAUUUAAGAGUACACACUGGAGAAGAACUUCACAAGUCGUCCUAUUAAAGGUAAAACUCACUAAGUGCACAUUUUUGAGAUUUUGACAUUUUAUUUAUUUAUUUAUCUAGUUAUUUAUUAAUCAUACGGGAAAAGCCCAUUAAUAGUAUAAUUAUAAAGUAAAUAAUAAUAAUAAGUAGCAUCAACACAAUAAAAGUAGUACUCAUGAAAGAAGACAAUGCAAUAAUACAAAUAAUCACAAUAUACCUAAAAUAUAAAAUGUAACAAAUAUAACAUAUAACACUUAAUUUAACAAGACGUAUUAAGGCCAUCGGUACAUAAUUCGCAAAUAUUUUACGGCUAUCUCUACUUUUUCUGUCUUUACACGGCAAAUUACGUGAAGUAAAAUUCUCACUGGUAUGGAUAUGUAAACUUUACUUGACAAUGUCAUCAUUAACUUUAAAGAUGACUUUUGAAUGUUCUUGGAUAACUGUUACUUGUAUAAUUAAUUGCCUUAACUAUUAAUUCAGUUAAUUAAUAUGAUUAUUUCAUUCAUAGGAGAUUCUGACCAAUAGAAAGCUACAGAAAUUAAACUGAUAAUUUUUGAUAAUUUCCCGUCGUCAAGUAUAUUACGUCAGAUGCCCUUCGUUGCUAUGAAAAAAUACAUUCAGUGAUAUUAAUGACAAGUAAUGUUUUAAAAAUUAUAAAAGUGAUUAUUUUCAACCGUAAAAUAUUUAUAACAACUGUGUGUUUAAUUGUACUAAUUUGUACUUACAUAAAUAAAUUACAAUAAAAUUUUGGUUUUGAACAGUUUUAUUCAUGAAAUAAUCGCAACAAAUUGCACUCGAUCUCUAAAAUUAAUAUAUAAUUUUUGCCCUCGUGACACUUCGACAUAAUUUCACUCGCCUUCGGCUCGUACUGUCAAAGUAUCAUUCGGGAAAAAUUCAAUAAUUUUAGAGCUCUUGUGCAAUUACUACUGAUAAUUUUUUUCACUAACUAUGUAUUCAGUGAUUGUAAUAAUUUAUCUACUGUACAACAAAAACUAAUAAUCGAGAAAAGAGGAAAAGUGAUAAAGUGAUAUUUUAAUAAUAUAUUGUUACUAUGAAACGCGUACAAUUUUGAACAUCUUUAACAACAAAAUACUUGGAUCACUGAAUAUUGGGACCGUGCAAGUUCGAAUAAGCGACACCUGGUUUCAUAGCUCGGCAACACUUUUCGCACUUUUAAUUAUAUUGGCCAAUUAUAUUAGUCUGGUUGCUGGAUAAUUGUCAAGUCCAUAGUCCAAAACAAGUUAUAAGAAGAAAAAUUAAUAUUAAGGUUAUGUUAUUAAAAGGUAAACAAUUGUAUGUAGUAAAUAAAAUUAAUUAUUAAAAUGCAGUACUGCAAGCAAAAUACAAUAAAUUAAUUUACUUUUAUAUAAUAAUUUCGUAUCAUAUCAAUAUUGUGGAGCAACAUAUUUUUAUGAAACCCAUAGGAUGUUCUGUGGUAAGAGACACUGAGUGUUUUAUCAACGAAUAUAUAGCCCUAGAAGAAGCUUUUAUAUGAAACAGAUGGUCACCUUUAUAAGCAGGCUUGUUGACGAGGGAUGUUGCGGCCGCAGUGCGGGCGAUGAUGAGAUGACGGUGACUACGGACGUUGUCAGAUCUAUGCACCUCCAUAGCACCUACUCAGUUGGAACGCAAGAUUCUAUGCUAAAACGUUACAGGGCCGUACCCUUCUACUCACUAUAUAUUCUUUGGUUUUAUGAUAGCGCAGGGCUCGAUAGGGAACAUUAAAAUCAGUUUGGCUCAAGAGACUUAGACAUUCAAUUUGUGGGUUAAUCAACUUAUGUAGAAAGAUUGCACCAGAGAUGUCACGAUGUAAUCUGAGAAGAAAUACAGUUUAGUACAGAGAGAGAUGGGAUUCUGCAGUUGAGUAAUCAUGGUUAACUAUAGUUAGAUAAGGUUUGAAUGCGCAGUAACGUAAACAUUUAUGUUGGAUCCUCUCGACCGUAUCGAUAGGUUUUGAUAGUAAGGAGACCAAACUACCCAACAGUACUCCAACAAGGAUCUAACAAUUGAGCAAUAAACCAAUCUCGUUGCUACCACAGAAAAACACUUACAAUUUCUGAUAACGAAACAUAGAAACAUAGAUGCCUUUACAGAAAUAGUAUUAAUGUGUUCUACAAAAGAAAGUUUUUCAUCCAUAAUGACACAUAAGUCUUUAAUGGAAGAAACGCGAUUGAGUGGUUGGUUACAUAUAGAAUAACUCGUUUCAACCCUCCCAACCUUAUGUGUAAAACUUAUGAAAGAGCACUUAUUGGUAUUUAAAUUAAGUCUAUUUUGAACGCACCAGGCAUAUAGACAGUCUAAAUCCUCCUGUAACAAAUCUUGGUCUCUAAUCGUUUCUAUAACUCUCCAGAAUUUUAAAUCAUUAGCAAACAUUAAACACUAUUACGAAAGCAGCAAAUUAUAUCACUAACAAAGAUGUUAAAAAGGAGAGGUGAAGUAUGACCACCGUGAGGAACUCCAGAGCUUAGUUUUAUUUCAUCGGAGAGAUGACUACCAAUCUUCACCCUUUGACUGCGUUUAAGUAAUUUUUUAUCCACUCCGAAAAUUCAGCAUGAAAACCAAACAAGACCAACUUACACAAAAGAACUUGAUGAUCCACACGAUCAAAGGCCUUAGAGAAAUCUGUGUAUAUUGCAUCAAUUUGCUUACGAUCCUCCAUCUGAGUAAGAAGGUCAGACUGAUAGCAUACCAAAUUUGUCGCAGUGGACUUAUUUUUACAAAAACCAUGUUGUGACUCAGAUAGUAAAUAUCGAUAAGACCAAGAAAUUUGCUUAGAUACAAGGCAGUCAAACAGUUUAGGAAUAGCAGAUUGGAUGCAGAUACUACGGUAAUAUUCAACAUUAUCUUAAAUACAGGUACAAUAUAACUUUCCUUCCAGGCCAUCGGAAACGUCGAAGUUUCCAAGGAUUUAUUAAAUAAUAAAAAUAAUGUCACAACAAUCGGACAAACACUUUUUCAACAGGAAAUUUGGGACAUCUGGACCAGUAGUGAGCUUAUUGGAAAUCAAGCUAAUACAAUUAAAAAUAUCAGAAACAAAAAUAGGAUGUGUAUGAAUGCUUACAUUUGAGUUUUUAAUUUCGGAAAUUGUAGGCAAUUGAGAGUGAUUGUUGUUAGGUAUGUAUACUGUCUGAAAGAAAUUCAUAAACAACUUGGCUAUAUCUAGACCAUUAGAAGCUGUAGGUUGCUGGUAAAAUAAGGAAUUAGGUAAAUGAUGACCUGACCCUUUGUCAUUAAUAUACUUCCAAAAGGAUUUAAGGUUAUUAAUUAGGUCUGACUCAAUCCCUCCAAUAUGGUUGUUAGGGGGCGUUCAAGUGUUACGUAACGCGAUUUUUCAAGAUUAUUGACCCCCCACCUGUGUAACGCACCGUAAUACGGCGUUCAAGUAUUACGUAACGCAAUUUUUGAAGAUUUUUGACCCCCCUCCUCCCAACCUGCGUUACGUAAUACUUGAACGGUCCGUUAAAAUAUAUUUCAGAUAAACGUUUACAGUUUCCAUUUAGCUCUAAGACGUGAAAACUUCAUAUACUCAUUGUCAGAAUGAUUUUUAAGAUAAAGAAGGUGUGCAUACUUUUUCACCCUUGUCAAUUUUCUUAAAUCUGAGGAGAACCAUUUAGGAAAGGUAUGUAGAUGUUCUAUAUUUUUUCAGACAUUGAUUAAUAAUAUAAAGUGAUAACAAAUUACGAGCCCUAACAAAUAUAAUAAAAUGGGACAAACUAAAAUAAAUGCAUAAUUCAGAUAAUUUAUUUAUUUAUUUCAAAUGUUUUUCAAUGUUAAAUUAAUGCACAUAUGUACAGUGCACAUAUUCUAAAGGUGCUGGUGGGGGAUGGUGUCUAUUCGAAGUAUUAGAUAUAGACUGUGUAUGGGAGAGAAGUGUUAGAUGCCUUGAUAGUUUCGGCAUACCAGCCACAAGCACUUAGACUGACUGUCGAUUGACAGCUGAUUGAAUUGAUAUUUUAAACUACAUUAUUCUGCUUUAAGGACCGGUUUUUCAGUGGGCGGUUAAAAUUUUGGUUAGCUAACCUAGUUUAAAUUUUAACCAAUAUUUUAACCCUCAUAGCGUUUUUCAGUGCUUUAAAUCAAGUUAAGAAAAUCUUGGUUAGCUCACUACUUUUUUCUUCUGUUGGCAGCAGUAACUGUACGUGCGCAUGUGCAAUUCGAGAAAUAAUGAUUAAUUUUACAGAAAAAUAGAUAAAAGACAAUUUCAUAACCAAAUUAAAAAAUAUAUUAAUGCAAUGCAAUAUCAAGUUCGGAAUCUUUGUUUAGUUCAUAACGUCUACAGCGGUUUCAUAACAGAAGAGAAUUAGAAUUACUGAGACGAUUUAGACUUUUUUCCGAUUUUGUUUGUCAAAUACCACGGUCUUAUCACUAUUUGAACAUAUUGACCAGGAAAUAAGAAGUCAGACUCUUUGGUAAAUAAUUAUGUAUUUUGCUGUGUAGACAAAUAUAAAAUAAUCUGUUUAAAAUAUUACUAGGAAUCAUGCAUUAAAUCCUGUUACAGUAAGUACAUACACUACGGCGCAUUAAAACAACUCAGACAAAAGAAAGAGCACACGAUGCCGAAUAUAAAAGACAAGAAUGGAAACGUACUAACAGAAGAAAAACAAAUAAUGGAAAGAUGGAGAGAACAUUUCAAAGAGCUAACUCAUGCAGACACGGACAACAUAGGGGAGAUACAAGAAAGGAAUGAAGAACAACAAGUGGAAUCCAUAACAAGAGAGGAAUUAGAGAAAGCAAUAGAAAGAGUAAAAUUGGGCAAAGCACCAGGCAAGGAUCAUAUCACCCCGGAAAUGAUCAAAUUCAUGGGGACAGAGGGAAUGGAUAGCAUGAAAGAACUAAUGAAUGAUAUCAUAAAUAGAGCCGAAUUACCAAAGGACUGGAAGAAAGACAUUAUACUACCAAUACACAAAAAAGGAGACAAGCGAAACUGCAAUAAUUACCGAGGUAUCACCAUAUCAAGUAUCCCUGGGAAGGUAUUCGCAAGAAUAAUAGAGACAAGAAUAAAAACCCAAAUAGACACAACUAUGGAAGACACACAGUGUGGAUUCAGGAAGGACAUAAGCACGCAAGACCUAAUAUUCACAUUAAGACAAGUAAGUGAGAAGGUAAUCAAGAAGAAUAGAGAGAUACAUAUGUGCUUCAUUGACCUGGAAAAGGCGUUUGACAGAAUCCGGAGAAAGAACGUAUGGAAGACACUAAAAGAAAGGGGAGUCGACAGACACAUAAUAGAAGUAAUAAAGGAUAUGUACAAAACUAAUACAAAUACGAUAAGAACCAAUAACGAGGAAUCCAGAGAAUUUACUACAAGUCAACGCGUCAAACAGGGAUGCGUGCUGAGUCCACUGCUAUUCUCAGUGGUACUGGAUGAAGCGAUAAAGAAAGCCAAGAGAAGAAUGAGAAAACUAACAUUAGGAUACUGGUAAAUGAAACGGACUCAACUAUCGGAGCUACUAUUCGCAGACGACAUGGUAUUGAUAGCAGAAGACAGAGAAGACCUACAGAACAAUCUUGAAAUCCUAGAAGAAGAACUAUCAAACAUAAAUAUGAAAAUUAAUACAGAGAAAACAAAAACAAUGAUAAUUUCAAAUACGAGGAAGACACACGCAAUAGAAUGAGACGGGAAACAAUUAGAGCAAGUGGAAUAUUUUAAAUACCUAGAAGUAAUAAUCGAAGCAAAUGGUAAACAAGACAUGGAAAUAAACGAGAGAAUGGGACGAACAGGAAGCUUAUUUAACGCUAUGAAAACAACAUUUUUGGGGAAAAAAGAGAUACCGGAGAAAGUAAAAACGGCAGUCGUUAAAUCAGUAGUUAGACCAACAAUCAUGUAUAGCAGCGAGACAUGGACAUUGACGGGGAGACAAAAAUCCAGAGUCAAUGCUAUGGAAAUGAGGUUCCUGAGGAAAAUAGCAAACAGAAAGAGGACAGACAAAAUACGAAGCGAAACAAUUAGACAAAACCUAAAACUGGAACCAAUUAAUGAAAAAAUAGUGGAGGGACAACUUAGAUGGUUCGGGCACGUGUGUAGAAUGUCGAACGAGAGGCUUACAAAACGAGUGUUCGAAACGAGAGUGCAGGGGAAAACAAAAGAGGAAGACCAAGAGUUAUGUGGGUAGAUGAAAUCCGGAAAGAAGUCGAGAAGAAGGGAAUGACAUUGGAAAGUGCAAGGAACCUAACGCAAGAUCGGAAAGCAUGGAGACUACAAUGCCAAACUCAACUCCACCAGCCUUACACCUAAAGGUAGAAAGGCUUAGGACUAAGUAAGUAAGUACAGUAAGUGUAAACAUAGGUAACUGUUACAGUUAUAUUUAAAUAUAUUUCCUUACAAUUCCUUCCUAUACAAUAACGAUAAUAAUUUAUAAUUUCAAUAAUAAUAAUUUCCUUAUAAUAAUAGGGAGGUAUUAGAAUACUUCCCGCGAUGAAAGAAAAUAACAUAACCCAACUAAUGCCUUCUAUCAGGCAGGCAGGUACUCAAAAAAAUAAACAGGAUCCAUUCAUUGCACCAAUGCGCAAUCGUAACCGCAAAAUUCGGAGUUAAACUAUCUAACAAGAAUCGGUCAAAAUCGUGGUUAACUUAAACGAGUUUAAGCUCUAACCUAGUACUGAUUAAACAUGAAUCUUUCGGUGACCAAAAAAUAAAUAGGUUAACUCAGCACUGAAAAACCGGCCCUAAGGGUAGCAAACACCCAAGACUAUUUAACUUGACUAACUAACUGACUCUAUUAACCCGAAUCUAUUCGCGUUCCCUUAUUUAUAAUUCAUCGUUAUGUAAAUAUGUUUGCCCAUAUUUUUUUAUUACUGUGUCAAGUUUAUGUUGUGAUCAUAAACAACCUUGCUGAUGUUUGCAAAACUACAUUGCGUGCACUUUACCUAAGGUGUUCUACUUACGAAGUUAACCGUGUGCUUGAUGUUUAUUGUUUUAUAAAUAAAUAUCUAAUGAUUAAUUUAGUUUUAGGUUAAGGAUUUUUAAAAGAUCUGAAUAAUGAGUUAAAUCCUAUUAUAUUUAAAGUAGCGUUCAAAUUAUUUAGCGGCAUAGGUUAAGCGAUGUAACACAGAAAAUUGGCUGUCCCGUUUAGGAUCCUGACUACAAAUACAUGCUGAAUUAGUGAACCCUCAAUUAUUAAUUUUUAAAUAUCAGCACAUAGCUGACUCUAUAAUACUAUUUUAUUUAUUACAUUCCUGCAUUUCUUCAAUAAUUUUCCGGUUCAGUAAAAUGUUUAUGGUUUGUUUGUAUUUUAGGUUGUCCGCGGGGGGAAAAUAAAAUGACAAUUAUGGAAACAUCAGAUUCACCUCAUAGAGGAAAAUAUACACUUCAACACGCUGAGCGACAAAUAUUAAAUAAAAAUAUGAAAUUUGGGACUAGACAAAGACCUCACCAGUGUGAAAUUUGUUUUAAGCAGUUUAGUCAAGCAGGUCAUUUAAAAAGACAUUUGAGAGUGCACACUGGAGAGAAACCUCAUAAGUGUGAAAUUUGUUUUAAGCAGUUCUCUCUUAAAUAUAAUUUGCGAAAACAUUUGAGAGUACACACUGGAGAAAAACCUCACAAGUGUGAAAUUUGCUUUAAGCAGUUUACUACUACCAGUCAGUUGAAAACUCACUUGAGCAUGCACACUGGAGAAAAACCUCACAAAUGUGAAAUUUGUUUUAAGCAGUUUACUACUACCAGUCAGUUGAAAACUCACUUCAGAAUGCACACUGGAGAAAAACCUCACAAGUGUGAAAUUUGUUUUAAGCAGUUUAACCUAUCAUGUAAUUUAAAAGUACAUUUGAGAAUUCACACUGGAGAAAAACCUCACAAGUGUGAAAUUUGUUUUAAGCAGUUUAGUGAAGUAGGUACUUUGAAAACACAUUUGCGAGUACACACUGGAGAAACACCUUACAAGUGUGAAAUUUGUUUUAAGCAGUUUACCGAUAGAAGUAAUUUACACAGACAUUUAAGAAGGCACACUGAAGAAAAGCCUCACAAGUGUGACAUUUGUUUUAAGCAGUUUAGUGAAGCAGGUACUUUGAAAAGACAUUUGCGAGUACACACUGGAGAAAAACCUCACAAGUGUGAAAUUUGUUUUAAGCAGUUUAGUGAUAGAAGUAUUUUACACAAACAUAUAAAAAGGCACAAUGGAGAAAAACCUCACAAGUGUGAAAUUUGUUUUAAGCAGUUUACUACUAUUGGUCAGUUGAAAAUCCACUUAAGAACGCAUACUGGAGAAAAACCUCACAAGUGUGAAAUUUGUUUCAAGCAGUUCUCUCAUAGAAAUACUUUGAAAACACAUUUGCGACUACACACUGGAGAAACACCUUAAAGCUCAUUUGAAAGUGCACACUAGAGAAAAACCGUACAGUUGAGGCCUAUAGAAUCAACACCUGCUAUAAAAUGCCAGAAAAUGGGAUUUUAUGUCUGGCGACCCACCUUCUGAUGUUUUUUCAUAUUCGCGACCCAUCCCUCACCUCCAUCAGCUGUAAGUGUAAGCCCGACACAUUUGGACCAAUUAGUUCCAUUUUCGCGAAUAAAACUAUCCAAGAGAUCGAAAAUGUUUUAGCCUGUUGUAGUGGUGUUUAGUGUGUGGCAAAAUAACAUUUCUUCUUCAACUGAUCCAUUGAAGCUAAACCUUACUAGGCAUAACAGACUAACUUUCUCAGCAAUAUCUGUACUUUCGUCUAAUUGUAAAAAAUAAAAGUAAUUUUCUUUCAUAGCAGGUAUUAAACUCCUUUACGUUAACAUACAUUUCCUUGAUUCUAUUAAUAUUAUUAGUAUCUUAAAAUACUAUUGUGCGCAGCAGAAGUAUAAUAAAUGUUCAGGAACUUGA
Diabrotica virgifera virgifera (western corn rootworm) is the source of this 15021-nucleotide messenger RNA. RefSeq names its product zinc finger protein 664-like. The transcript is spliced from 2 exons. Gene Ontology annotation, cellular component: nucleus. The record is from RefSeq and is a predicted model, not a curated record. Bases 260 to 1489 code for a protein of 409 amino acids. Gene Ontology annotation, molecular function: DNA-binding transcription factor activity, RNA polymerase II-specific; RNA polymerase II cis-regulatory region sequence-specific DNA binding. Lineage: Eukaryota; Metazoa; Arthropoda; Insecta; Coleoptera; Chrysomelidae. Gene Ontology annotation, biological process: central nervous system development; regulation of transcription by RNA polymerase II.